AUGAAGACGUUGACCGACCACCGCCUCCGGAUCUCCUACGCGGGACUGACCGAGCUCAGCACGCCCCUCGAGAUCCAAGUGAACAUUGGACCGACCCCCGCCUCCGGUUCUCCCUUCGCUGGACUGACCGAGCUCAGCUUGAACUGGCAGUUCCUCGAGAAGGUCUGGAAGCCCGACACGUUCUUCGUGAACGGGAAGCGUUCGUACCUCCACAAGAUCACAGUGCCGAACCGACUUUUACGACUGAGCAGCGACGGGACCCUGCUGUACUCUCAGCGGCUGACGAUCAAGGCCUCGUGCCCCAUGCGGUUGAAGCGGUUCCCCCUCGACACCCAGGUCUGCCCGCUCCAGGUGGCCAGCUACGGCUACAGGGCUCGGGACGUGGUCUACCGGUGGAAUUCCAAGUUGGUCAGCUUCGAGGAGGAACUCAGUCUCGCUCAGUACGACAUGGUGAACUGGACGUACGACUCCGGCGUGCUCGAGCCGACCGAGAUGUCCUUCGUCACGGUGUGGUUCCACCUGGAACGCCGGGCCGGAUUCUACAUCCUCCAGGUGUACAUCCCCUGCUACCUGAUCGUGUCCUGCUCCUGGGUCGGAUUCUGGAUCCACCGGAAAGACGCGCCCGGGAGGGUGGGACUGGGAGCGACCACGGUGCUCACCAUCACGACGAUGGGAUUCGUCGGGAGCCGGUCCACGAUCCCGAGGACGGGGAAGCCCACCUCCCUGGACUUCUUCUUCGUCAUGUGCUUCGCCUUCGUGUUCUCCUCGCUCGUGGAGUACGCCUUCAUCAACUACUUCGAGAGGCUGGGGAGGAUGGGGGGAGGGGCGGGCGGGGGGGCGAGGGGGGAGCGGGUGGACAUCUACGCGAGGCGGAUCUUCCCCCUCGCGUUUCUCGCGCUCAAUCUCGUCUAUUGGAUGGUGUCGUUGUACGGGGCGUCGGACGAGAUCGAGCUGCCGGAGUCCAGGCCGGAUGCGGUCGGGUGA
Messenger RNA from Darwinula stevensoni, 984 nucleotides. Lineage: Eukaryota; Metazoa; Arthropoda; Ostracoda; Podocopida; Darwinulidae. The record is from the annotation of a GenBank genome assembly.